UAAAUAUUUAUUUUUAGAUAUUAUUGAGCUUUUAAACCAAUUAGUUUUUCAAUUGAACUUUCAAUGUGGGCUCCGUUUAUUAUUUUAUUAUUGUUCGGUGGAGGAUUGUCAUACAGAGUGACUCGUUUUACCAACAUAAAGUGCAAUGUGCUGAAUCCCUCCUAUUGUGCCUUUGAAAAAUGCCAUCUCAAGAUGCUUGGCCGUGGAAUUGUAGGCUUAAAUAUGCGCUUCAAAUUGUUAAAAGGAGUUCUCAAUAAUGCAAAAUCAGUCUUUUUCGCAAAAUUUAAUGGGUAUCGUCCAUUUAUGUUCAACAUGACGUUUGAUUUUUGCAAAUUCAUGCAAAAAUCAAAUACUGAGUUAUCAUUUCAAAAAAUUGUUUUUGAUGCUUUAGCCAAACAAUCGAAUAUAAAUCACACUUGUCCGUUUCUGAAGGAACUUGUGGUUGAUAAUUUUGUAUUUAAGGAAGACAUAUUUAAAUUUUUGCCAUUGCCAGCUGGAGAGUAUCAACUGCAAUUCAUUGCAGGUACCGACAAUAUAUGGAUGAGUACACUCUCUGUAUACGCGUUAUUAGAAUAA
Messenger RNA from Drosophila sulfurigaster albostrigata, 576 nucleotides. RefSeq lists its product as uncharacterized. The record is from RefSeq and is a predicted model, not a curated record. The transcript is spliced from 3 exons. Lineage: Eukaryota; Metazoa; Arthropoda; Insecta; Diptera; Drosophilidae. Bases 64 to 576 code for a protein of 170 amino acids.